GAAACCCUGGAAUCUAUUUCACACAAGAAUGCAAAUGCUUCUUGGACUGCGUUGCUAAGCAUUGGUUUGUGAAUUUCCGUGACAAUCCUUUGACACAUGAUGUGACACUUCCUGACUUAAAAGAGGAUGUAGAUGAAGAAGAGAACGACAGGGAGAUGUUUGGUCGCGAGUUCAUGCACUUCUACAUCCAAGAGGCCCGGAAAAGAGGAUCCCAAACUUUUUCACAUCAGUGCUAAAUGUGAUGUUGGAAGGCGUGUCAGAGACCGCAUCUUCUUUGUGACUUGCAUGCUGGCUUCUGUCUGCCUUCAGGCUUGAUCUUCCGGUCCAUCAUGUCAAGUUUUGUUCUGUGAAGAGCACUUCACGUCUUUUAAAUGUCUUGUCUAUGCUGUUUGUUGGAGUUGCUGCUUUCUGCUAGUAUGUCAUAACUAAUGUUUGUGGAUGAGCUAAAAUAAAAUCCAUAAACAUUGAUCAAAUAAAAAGAAGCAUAUGUGUCCUGCACUUGAGCUUGUUUGUUUUGUUUAAGAAGGCUGUUGAGACUCCUCUCUAUUCUGAUUGGCUGCUGGAACGGCAGUUAGUAACACAUUCUCCAAUGAAAUGUCUCUGCUUGUGUAGUAUUUCAGGCUAGUUUCAAAGCCUUUUUGCUGAAGGUAAUACACUCUGUUUACAAAGCCGUCCGAUCUGUUCCCAAUCUUCAACUGACAUCAAACUGCAAGAAAAACGUUUACAAAUGAG
Messenger RNA from Sinocyclocheilus grahami, 732 nucleotides. Its product is annotated as leucine-rich repeat-containing protein 39-like. Lineage: Eukaryota; Metazoa; Chordata; Actinopteri; Cypriniformes; Cyprinidae. The transcript has 3 exons. The record is from RefSeq and is a predicted model, not a curated record. The annotation marks the transcript as partial.